Molecule: messenger RNA, 1602 nt
Organism: Klebsormidium nitens
Lineage: Eukaryota; Viridiplantae; Streptophyta; Klebsormidiophyceae; Klebsormidiales; Klebsormidiaceae
Source: the annotation of a GenBank genome assembly
CGGUUGCUUCACACUCGAAGUUGUAGUAAGACAGUCUCGGCUCACAUUUGGUGGAGAAUCAAGUCAGGUAGAUGGUAUGUCAUCAGAAGCUGCGGGUCUGGGAAGCUUCCAACCUGCAGAGAAGCAGGGAGCUGCAGUUCACCCAAGGAGCAGCUGCCAUCCGAGCCAGCUCGUGUAUGUCUACGACCUCCCCCCUCAAUUCAACAAUGGUCUCAUCGACAGCAACGAAUGCGCUGAGAGAUGGUACUGGGCGCACCCCCGCAAUGCGUGUAUUGCUUACUCAUCGGAGCAUUGGGGCAUUGGCCCGCCUCUCCGGGACGAGAAGUUUUCUGCUCUGGGAAGCGAUCCCAGGCUCUGGGCUGACACAGGCCAGCACGCGCUUGAGCUUAUAUACCACCAUUACAUGAUGAACCUGUACCCCUGCCGAACGACCAACCCACAAUCCGCUGCUGCGUUCUACGUGCCGCUUUAUGCAGGCAUCCAGUUUCAUAUCCACACCUCAAAGGAGUGUCCCGAGACGGAAAACUGCCCCCAACCCCCAACACUGCUUCGAUUAGGCUGGGAGUUCGACGAAUGGCUCAGGCGACUGCCGUACGUAGAAAGGAACGGGGGCCGGGACCACUUUCUCGCAAUGGGCUUCGUGACGAAUUUUGGCGUUCUCGACUCGACCUGCUGCAGCUCAGGCCUACUCAACACGCCUGUGACCAAAGACAUGACCAUCAUUGGCAUUGAGCCCAUCGUCAACCAUCUAGAUCGUCAAGUGAACGUUCCCUACCCGACCGCCUUUCACCCGGUCUCUCUCGCCGACCACAAUACUCACCAAGCUCUUAUACAAGCCUCCCACCGUCCGAUCCUGGUGAGCUUCGCCGGAUCGUUGGAUCGGACAUGGGGCCUCGACAGCGGCCGCCAGCUGCGCGCCGCUCUCAAGGAGCAAUGCGACGCGCGCGCUAAAUUGUGUAAGCUAUUGGACUGCAACAAGGAGUGCACCAUAGCCGAUCAAUUCGAGCUGUAUAUGAGCUCCACGUUCUGCCUGCAACCCCCGGGGGACUCCCCAACGCGCCGCGGUAUCUUCGACGCUCUACAGGCCGGGUGCAUUCCCGUUAUAUUCUCUUACGAGAGCGUGCCGUACCCGGAGUUCCUACCGGCUGACGUCAAACAAUAUGCUGUGUUCAUCCCAAAGGAUGACGUAAUUGACCUAGGUAGUGACGUAAUCGAGUUGUUAGAAAGACUUCCGGUAGCUGAGAUCCUAGCGAAACGCCAGUUCAUUGCUAGACUGCUGCCGCGGCUCGUUUACAGGAACGUUAAUCGCACGCUGCACGCAGUAGAAACGACUACAGGAGGUAACGGGAAUCGAAGAGUUCUGCUUGGAUGGGAGAGCGCAUACGAGGUAGCUAUUGAAGCUGCGUUGCGGAAGAUACGGGAUAGAUUACAAUGAAACGAAGCGGCCAUUGAAGCCGGACUGAGAUCGGAGGGAAGAUUCAUUCAAAUUUCUGGGGCUGCUUUCACCUCGUUUUGAGUGCGAGUAUUAGUAGGCUGCGGAACAACAAGUACCCUGUGCAUGUGCCCUUUGCGAUUGACGGUGACACGAAGUCGAGAUGUGCA